AUGGUUGCCAAGGAAAGGAAGUUGAAACUUGGGCCCGGAGAUGCAAAUGCAAUGCUAAUGUACUUUAACAAGAUGGCAGCUGACAAUCAAAAUUUUUUCCACAUUCAUCGACUUGACGAUAAAGGGUAUUUGAAGGAUGUACUUUGGGUUGAUGCUAGGUCGAGGGUGGCAUACGAAGAAUUUGGUGACGUUGUAUGUUUCGAUGCGACAUAUUUGACAAAUGAUUAUGAAUUACCUUUUGCAAACUUUGUUGGAGUGAACCACCAUGGGCAGAGCAUAUUGCUUGGUUGUGCGCUAGUAUCGCACGAAGAUGCGGAGACUUAUGAGUGGGUGUUUAGCACAUGGUUGCUUUGCAUGGGGGGUAAGGCACCCAUUGGAAUAUUGACAGACCAAGAUGCUGCCAUGAGGAAGGCCCUUCGCAAUGCUAUGCCGGAGUCUGUAUACCGGUGGUGCAUUUGGCACAUCAUGAUGAAAUUUGGGAAGAAGCUUGGUUCAUAUGGUAAUUACAAAGAUUUGAAGGAAGCGUUGACGAAAGCCAUAUACGAGAGUGUAAGUCCAGAAGUUUUUGAGAGGAGUUGGGUUUGUGCCAUAGAGAAGUAUGAGCUUGGUGAUGAUGAAUGGCUUCAAGGUUUGUUUCGGGAAAGAGAUAUGUGGGUUCCUGCUUACAUGAGGCAUCUAUUUUGGGCGGGAAUGAAGACAACCCAAAGGUAUGAGAGCAUCAACAGUUUUUUUUAUGGUUAUGUUCACAAAACCACAAAAUUAUGCGAGUUUGCUAAGCAAUAUUGCAAAGCGAUGGAAUCUAGAGCAAAUGCGGAGAGGGAAGCUGAUGCAAAUAGUUCAAGGUAUCUCCGUGUUGCUGUGACAACUUUCAAGACGGAGAUUGUGUUUCAAAAGUUGUACACGGAUGCUAAAUUUAGGGAGAUACAAAAAUGA
This is a messenger RNA of Beta vulgaris subsp. vulgaris (sugar beet), 933 nucleotides long. RefSeq names its product protein FAR1-RELATED SEQUENCE 5-like. The coding region runs from base 1 to 933 and encodes 310 amino acids. The transcript is spliced from 2 exons. The record is from RefSeq and is a predicted model, not a curated record. Lineage: Eukaryota; Viridiplantae; Streptophyta; Magnoliopsida; Caryophyllales; Amaranthaceae. Gene Ontology annotation, biological process: regulation of DNA-templated transcription.